CCUCCUUUCUCUUCCCUCAUCCAUCAACUUGAUCUUUUUUUUGUACUCUUCAAAUUAGAAUUAUUUAUUUUUUAUUUAUUAAAUUGCAUUAUGGCGUUAACAGCUGGCCUAGACGGAUUCGAAAACACGGUGGUGCAUGGCCAUGACCAGCCACCACCACCGCCAUCCGCGACAACAGAAGCAGCUGCCUCGGGCACGAGCAACAGUGCACAGGGACAAGAACAGACAACUGAAUCCACCCAGAAUUCACGCCGCCAGGCCUGCAAACCACGUGCAGUGGCAUGCCGUUACAUCCAACAGGGCAAGUCAUGCAAAGCCGGCAACGAUUGCCCUUUUUUGCACCCCAAAUCGACAGCUCCGAUCAGCGACAACGACAAUGAUUCGGAUAACAAUGGUCGUGGCCGAAACAAGGGGCGCAGCAGCAAGACACGAGGCGGCAAGGGCAAGAACAACACCGAGCGCAUGGAUUCUGUUCGCAAGGCCCAAACCGAGGAUCUGCUCAGAGUGCCUGAAUGGACGGUCCAAAUGCUCACCUCUCCGCGCGACGAAUCUGCGUUUGCCGUGGAGAUGAAGCCGUCGGAUCCUGAUUUCCCUUAUGAAGUGAGUCGCUUGUAUAUGGCCCUGGUGAUACCGUCGGUCUAUCCAGCCAGGCGGACGUCGGAUCGGAUUCUGAGAAUCGAGAUUGCCAACAAGAACAUUCCCGUGGGAAUCAAGCGCAACGUCGAGAACGGAUUUUCCAAGCAUGUGCGCAAAACUGUCAAUGCGGCGAUCAAGGUCGGAAACCCCGACGGUGCGCCUAGCCUUGUGGACUAUAUUAUUUGGCUCGACAAGAACUUGGAGCAGCUGAUGCAGCAGAAGGCAGCGCCGACUAUCAAAUUCACCACCUACAUCGAAUCAGGCAAAUCAUCCAAAGCAGAGGAAGCUCAACUAGACAAGUCCAAUGAUGCUGCCGCUGGGUCUGACGAUUCGGGCACAGCCAAUGAGGGUGUAAACCUCGAUAGCAGCCGGCCAGAGUCACGGGUCUCGCAGUCGUCGGCUGCAGCAGCACUCGAACCCCCAGCAUCGCGGCCAGCAGUGAGACGGCCCGUACCCAAACCGCUUCUAAAUGCGAUGGCAGCACCAUUUGAAAUCAGCGGCAUGGAAGACCCCAGGCGGGCCACGGAGCUCUCCCAGCUUGAGCGCCGCUUCCGCGGCAGCUACGCUGUUUCUCGCGACAUCCAAACGUUCAAUGCCACACUCAGCGUCAGUCGCAAGUAUCCGCAGGGGUCGCCCGCGCUGACGCUGAAUAUUGAUUCCUCCAAACUGCUGGGCCGCAAGAACAAACCCAGCACGUGGCAGCCCACUGGCGGUCGGCAGGCCUACUUGGAUUACUUUGGCGAGCAUGUAGUGGAGUCGCCGGGUACAUCCAUUCUGCACCACCUCAAUUGGCUCGAUCGACAGCUGGCAGAAAUGCUCUCCAGCCCACCGCCUGCUCCGGCGCCAGUAUUGCUACAAAGUGCCACUUCUCAGGUAACUCAGCAGAACAUGCAGACGCAGACACCAAAGGGGGCACCUUCAUCGCCCUCUGUCGCUGCCACUGCCAUUGUCAUCUCGAAUAUGCAAAAAACAAAGCCGUACGAGGGUGUGGACGCAGGGAGCGAAAAGCCAUGGAUCAAGACCAUCUCGAUGGCAGAGGCGGGACUGCCAGAGCAGCUGGCCAAUUUGGAUAUGGACGCGGCUGGCAGCGAUGACAGCGACGAUGAUUCUCUCUCUGACAGCGACAGCGACAGCGCAAUGGAAGGCGAAGGUGAAAUAGAUGGUGAGAGUGAAACAGUUGGUGCGUUCUCCAAGCCAAUCCGAAUGGGUAGAAUUCAGCUGACCAACGUCUCCCUCGCGCACUGUCACUCGCUCAACCUUACUGUCCGUUGUGGGCGAUGCAGGAGCACUGUUGAGCUAAAGGCAAUCGAACCAACCCGGCGUGCAGGCAAGGACCAGCAAAUGUGGAAAGCCUGCGACACAUGCACGUCCAUUUUGGGCGUCCGGUUCCGCCCUGACUGGCUGUUCUCCGAGUGUACUACCAUUGGCUACCUCGAUUGCUCUAGUUGUGCGCCCAUCGACCUGCUUCCGUCGAAAUUCACGCUCUCCUGUGAGCCAUGUGCGAUGAACGACGAAGGUGUUAAGCCGGUGGACACCACAGCCAGCGUUGGUAUUGGUGCCACCACCAAUACCAAUUGCCGCACAUGUUAUGCGCGCCUGGGCAUGGAGUUGCAUGAGCCGCACUUUGUCCAGCUGCAGAGCGGGCUGAGCCUGGGUGGCACCGCGAACUCAGCAAAUAUGAUUUCGCGCGAAGUCGAGCGCACGCGGCGGACCAAGGUCAAUAAGCGCGAGGAGCUGGCGCGUCUUGGUGUUGUUCCCGGACAGCCGCUGCCUGACUACGGUGCGUGCAAGCAUUUCCGCCGGAGCAAGCGGUGGCUGCGCUUCCCGUGCUGUGGCAAGACGUACCCGUGUGUGACCUGCCACGAUGACAAAGAGGACCACGACUACGAAUAUGCACAAAUAAUGAUUUGCGGCAACUGUGCCAAGGAGCAGCGUAUCUCAAAGUCCGAGCGGACGGGACUGUGCAUUAGCUGCGGUGCCCAGGUCAUCAGGAAGGUUGACGGCAACAACGCGUUUUGGCAGGGCGGCACUGGCGUGCGCGACCGCACGCGGAUGAGCCGCAAGGACCCGAAGAAGUUCCAGGGCACGAACAAGACUGUUGCGCUGAAAAAGGUUGCUACGCCAAAGAAAUAAGAUAGUAUUAUUUUGAAUAGAAUAUAAUUAUAUAUACGAUGGAAAAAUAAAAUAAAAUUGCUCAGUA
Molecule: messenger RNA, 2836 nt
Organism: Kickxella alabastrina
Lineage: Eukaryota; Fungi; Kickxellomycota; Kickxellomycetes; Kickxellales; Kickxellaceae
Exons: 5
Coding region: 91-2769 (892 amino acids)
Molecular function (GO): zinc ion binding
Source: RefSeq, a predicted model, not a curated record